Messenger RNA from Helobdella robusta, 1032 nucleotides. RefSeq lists its product as hypothetical. Gene Ontology annotation, molecular function: catalytic activity. Gene Ontology annotation, cellular component: nucleus. NCBI's taxonomy places the organism in Eukaryota, Metazoa, Annelida, Clitellata, Rhynchobdellida, Glossiphoniidae. Gene Ontology annotation, biological process: chromatin remodeling. The record is from RefSeq and is a predicted model, not a curated record. The coding region runs from base 1 to 1032 and encodes 343 amino acids. The transcript has 3 exons.
AUGGCCCUCAGUAUCCGGCAGAAGAGGGUGCGAAGAAUCUCCGGAGACCCAGUCGAUGGGGUUGUGGUGCAAGGCCCUGUGGAUGGUCUGGCUACUGGCACCCCACUCUAUAGUGUGGCGGUGCAAGGCACUAUAGAUGGAAGGACUACUUGUAGACCAAGGGGUUGGAGGUUUGGUACCUGGAAUGUAGGCACGUUGACAGGAAGAAGUUUGGAAGUGGUGGAGGAGCUGCAGAGGAGAAUGGUUGACGUGGCUGCAUUACAGGAGGUCAGAUGGAAGGGUGAGGGUACAAGGUUUGUGGGGGCUAAAGGUGGAAGAUAUAAGUUGUGGUGGAAGGGGGAUGAUGGUACGGGAGGAGUUGGUGUGAUGGUAAGAGAAAAGUUGUUGGAGCAGGUGUUGGAAGUGAGACGGAGAAGCAAUAGGGUAAUUGUGGUGGUGAUGGUGUUUGGAAAAGUAAUAGUGAGGGUGAUAUCAGGAUAUGCUCCGCAACAAAGUAGGAAGGAAGAGGAGAAGGAUAGGUUUUAUGAUGAUGUUUCUGACGAGAUUGGGCAAGCGGGGUUGAAUGAGUUUGUGGUGUUGUUGGGUGAUUUGAAUGGUCAUGUGGGGGCGGAUGCAGACGGAUAUGAAGGUGUACAUGGGGGAUGGGGAUAUGGUAUACGGAAUGAGGAAGGGCGUAGAGUGUCAGGCGAACAUAGAUCGAUGAUCGACUAUAUAUUGGUAAGGGCCAAACAUAGGAAGUAUGUGAAGAAUGUGAAGGCGAUACCUGGUAUGUUGCAGCAUAGUAUGGUUGUGAUGGAUGUGACAUCAAAAGAAAUGGGGAGGAGGAAGAAGGAUAACACUAUCCACAGUAUAAGACUAACUUACACAUUAUGUAUGCACGCGCAAGCACAGCAUCACACCAGCAUGGAGUAUGAUAAUCUCUGUUUCGGAGGAACAUUCGAACCAGUCUAUCGCAUAAUAACAGUGCAAGACUUCAGCCGACUAAACCAACUUGCUGACCAAUUUGACAACAGACCGUGUUUUUUGAGAUAA